Cylas formicarius (sweet potato weevil) is the source of this 1604-nucleotide messenger RNA. Its product is annotated as dolichyldiphosphatase 1-like. The transcript is spliced from 5 exons. Gene Ontology annotation, molecular function: sphingosine-1-phosphate phosphatase activity. The record is from RefSeq and is a predicted model, not a curated record. Bases 101 to 841 code for a protein of 246 amino acids. NCBI's taxonomy places the organism in Eukaryota, Metazoa, Arthropoda, Insecta, Coleoptera, Brentidae.
ACUAUGCAAAUGUCAUGCAAUUUCGUAAAUUGGUAUUCUUGGUGUGCAUAUUUUUCUUACAGGACAUUUUGAAUAAAAAUGUGUACAAUUAGUACAUAAAAUGGAAUCCGCCAAUGUUGUAAAUGAUUAUAACAAUCAAGACUCAAACGUACAUAAUACUGAAUGGGUACCUCUCAGUCUAACCCUAGUUGAAUAUCCAAAAGGAGAUAUUCUUGGUAAAAUAUUGGCGGUAAUCAGUUUAGCUCCUUUCGGAAUUGGUUCUGGAUUCAUAGCAUUAAUACUUUUUAGACGAGAUCUGCAUACGAUUACAUUCUUCUUGGGUACAUUAUGUUCAGAGUUUGUUAAUCAUUGUUUGAAACAUCUCAUAUGUGAAAAGCGGCCUUUAAGAAGGGAGGAUGUGUAUGUUGAGUAUGGCAUGCCAUCCUCACAUGCUCAGUUUGUGUGGUUUUUUGCGACUUAUAUCAUAUAUUUUGUGGUAAUAAGGUUACACCACAUGAAUAACAACACAAUAAUAGAGAAUGUUUCUAAGUUUUUCAUACUUUCAUCAUCAUUACUCUUAGCUAUAGUGGUGUGCAUCAGUAGGGUUUACUUGCAAUAUCACACAGUGUGGCAGGUCUUAUGUGGUGCUCUUGUAGGAAUUAUAUUUGCCACAUUUUGGUUUGCUCUGACUUACCUAGUAUUCACCCCAUUGUUUCCACAAGUUGUUUCUUGGAGGAUUUCUGAAAUGCUGUUGUUAAGAGAUACCACCCUAAUUCCUAAUGUGUUGUGGUUUGAGUACACCAAUACAAGGCAGGAAGUACGUGCGAGAAGUAGAAAACUAGUCAGCAUGAAAUCCCAAUGACAAUGGUGGAACAUAGGCUUCAAUUAUAGCAGGCAUAAUAUGUUUAGGUGUCUGGAAAUACUAUCUCCCUGGCGUAAAAAACCAUAAACCUUUGAUUUGUCAUAUAUUUUAAUUUAUUUUAUUUAUUGUUUUUGUUAUAAUUUCAUAUUUUACUUAUUUUCAAUUCAAUAGUAUGUGUGUAAGGUUUAAUUUAAUUUUUAAUUUUUAUGAGAGAUUUAAAGGUUUAGCAAUUUAUUUCUUCCGUUUUUGACAAUCAAUCUGUUAAAAUCGUGGGUUGAAGACAUCAACCAGUCAUUUUUUUUUUACUUAGAUGUAGAAGAUUUUAGGAGAAUGCUUUUGAAAAAUUUGAUAUGAAAACUUUUAUAUAAAAUAUUUUUUCUGUAUGUCUGAUCUCCAUUUUCAAAAAUUUUUCACUCUGCAGUUAAACUACAUAUUUAUUUAGAAACAGCACACACCACAGAAUGAAACUUUUAUAUUAUAGUUUGGAGGAUAACUGGCAAGACCAAAAAAGUUCAAAACUUUAUACUUAUUAUACGCAAUUUUUUUUUUUUUUUUGGUGUUUUUGCGUGUUCUUAAACCAAUGAAACAAUCGACCAAACUAUUAGCGAGAUUAAAAAUCUGUAGUGUGCGCAGUCUCUUAAGCUUUGAAGUGAUAAAUAGUGGGCAACUUACAAUAACAAUGUUUUUUAUUAUAACUGUAUGCGGAAACAAGUUAUUCUUUGUGUUUAUCACUUUUUAAAUAAAACCAGUGAAAACGUUUUUU